This is a messenger RNA of Limanda limanda (common dab), 1595 nucleotides long. RefSeq lists its product as uncharacterized. The coding region runs from base 221 to 1345 and encodes 374 amino acids. The transcript has 10 exons. The record is from RefSeq and is a predicted model, not a curated record. Lineage: Eukaryota; Metazoa; Chordata; Actinopteri; Pleuronectiformes; Pleuronectidae.
AUUGCUUCACCCAGAAAACAACUGUCAUACAUAAGAGGAAGUAGAAUUGAAACAUGCAAUUGCAUAUUAAGUGCUAUGUGGAGAUAGCAAUCCAAAUGUAUUUACCAAUGUAAUGCAACUUCCUCAGAAUAGGAGGAAGACAAUUUUUGUAAACUAGGAAGUAGAAAUCCAGUCUUUCUUUGCACUGGGUUCGUUUUGUUCAGUUUCCUCAAUCUCUUCCAUGGCUCUUCAUCUCAGUAUUCUUCUCAUCAUCACUGGACUCACAGGAGUUCACAACACUGUAACCACCAUCAGUAAAGUGUCGGUUAAGGCUGGAGGUUCGAUCACCAUCCCAUGUCGCUAUGGCUCAAUGUACAGAGAAAACGUGAAGUACUUGUGUCAAGGUUACACGUUUUUCAACUGCAAUUAUGUAGUUCUAACAAACAAACCACAUUAUUCAGGAAAGGUUUUGAUCUCUGAUGACAAAUCCCAGAGAAUCUUCACUGUAACUAUUAAAGAUCUGAAGAACGCGGACGAAUAUUUCUGGUGUAGUGUGAAGAUAAUAGGAACAGAUGAUGGAUCGCGAUUUCAACUGUCACUCACCAAUGGUUUGCCUGAUCUUUAUGUGGAUCAUCAGGAUAUCAGUGGAUUCAUUGGAGAGAGUAUAACCAUCAGUUGUAACUACAGAAGAACUGAUGGAGAAAUUAAGUGGUGCAAAUUGGGCAGCAGCUGUGUGACAGGGCUGUCGGGAGCAAUAGAUGGAACAAGCGUAACCAUAGACUCCAGGGGCCUCGAUGUUUUCCAUGUGUCUAUGAGCGGACUGUCAACAGAAAGCAUCGGCUGGUAUUUCUGCGUUAAAGGAGACUUAGAGAUGCCAGUGCAUGUCAAUGUUACUGAGAAACCCACCACUACCACUCUUGCAACAACCAUAUCGAACACCACUGGAGACAAAACAAAGCACAGCACUUCAAUAGACCUAAAGAGCCUCAUCAUCACUCUGAGUUUGUUGAUCGUCAUUGUGCUGGUGACCUCGUGCGUCUGGUUUAUGUUGAGAAAGCACAAGCAAAACAAGCCAGAAUCAUCAGCAAUCACAAUGGCUGAAGCGGAUGCAACGUACUGCAAUGUUAAACCCAAAAUGAAAACUUCAGCGAAGUGUGAAGAGGAAGUGCUGUACUCGACUGUUGUGUUCCCAUCAUCAGACCAGAGGCCAUGUGCUGAAACUGACGUGGACGUGUUGUACAGUUCGGUGGUUACCAUUAAAGACAAAAGAGUAAAACGGGCUGAAGCGCAAGAUAUAGAUGUUUCAUACUUUGGCUCUGACCGGCCAAAAUACUUGAACGGUUCUGUAUCUGUAAAUCACUAUUAAUGGGGUUUUUCCAGGAUAUACUGCAGCAAUUAGUUUUAAACUGGUAUUGCUUUGUUGUGCUGUAGUUUCUUUCUACUUUUUUCUACCAUUCACUGACUAGAAAACAUAAAGAAGCAUUGGCCUGUUUGUUUGAUAAAUGGUAUAAAUAAAAAAUUUGCAUUUCCAGGGGAUGAGAUCAUGUUCAUAGUCUAUUUCACAACAACCUCAUACUGGGAACAUACAUUCAGGAUUUUUGAAACUUUCCAAUUCG